UGGGAAACUCCCACUGGGCUGGACAGUGCAAGGUAUCUGCACACACACAGUGAUCCUCACUCUCUGAGCUAGCUGUUGGGAGAACUCUGUACACCAUUUUCUCAGGGGAAAAAGAAAACUUACUUUUUAUUUAAAUAGAUUUAACUUAUCACUUCUUUUGCUGUACAAAACCUUUCCUGAUCUGCUGGAAGGAGCGAAGGCAACAAUCCACGAAGACAGGAAGCAGCGUCAGAAUGGUGUCGGUUCCGGAGCACACAAUGGAGGAGAUUCCCCUCCAGGAGGAAGAAGAGGUCACCAUGGAGUACCGGGUGUUGAUGGUCUACGCUCAGCGCUCACUUUCUGAAAGCAAAUACUUGAAUCUGCAGAGGGCGAUAUCCUCCCAGGGGGGCCAAACCGCCAUCGGUAAUGGGAAGGAGGAAAAAGCCAAUGGAGAAACCAAAACACCAAAAAGCAAACCCAAAAAGAAGCGCUGGCCAAAAACACUGACCCCUGCAUGCCUCCGACCGCCAAAGAAAACUAUGAAUGAUCCUCUGGAAAAGGCGAAGGACCCAGAGGAAGAGAGAGCCAGGAGUAUUGUCAGCCAGUUGCAGCGCAUUGUACAGAAGAUUACAAAGCAAGAAAAGCAAAGCGGCUUCCGGAUGAUGAAGCGCGUUUCCAGCAUCCAGCACGAUGGUGAUGAUGAAGAUGAAAUAAUUGCCAACAUCGUCCAGAUUCUGAGAGCAACAGGAGACAGACUGAAUGAUGAGAUAACAGAGGAAAGAACUCUCUUGGAGAAAAUUAAAGGGCUGUGGUCAUACAACUUUUACAAGAAAGUGACAGACUGUUUUCUUUCGGAGGUGGUCCCCACCUCCGAUGCAGAUGAAGAGGAGCAGACCAGUAAGAUUGCGAUGUGCCUCCACGCCACCACUGCGCUCACCACACUAGAAAAUCAACCAAUGAAUAAGAUCCUUGGGUUCGGAACACGAUAUCUCAAAGACAACUAUUCCCCCUGGAUUCAGAGCAGAGGAGGAUGGGAAAAAGCUAUGGGAAUCCAAACUGGUUCGGAGGAAGAGAUAGAAUGAGGCUAGGAAGCCAAUGUUGGACCUAUACCACUACAAGAUGACAGACAGAUGACUGCCACAAGGCCUAUUAAGGACGACAAGCCAUGGAUGCCUUUUAAUUGUUGAUUAGAAUGAAGAUGUGGCCUAUCCAACCUUGUCCUCCUGGGAAGGAGCUGCCUAACCUCUGAUACUAGAAAACCAGCUUCUGAUGCAGUUCUGUCUUUAAACCAUUGCCUACAGACUUGGUGGUUAGAUGCAUAGCCACCUUCUAAGCAACAAACUUUUUCUAUUUUAAAGACAAUUGCUUUAAAAAAAAGACUAGUCCUAUUCCUGGAGUGUGUAUACCUAUACCUGGGAACUUGAUGGAGAUGACUAAGCUUGGUCGGAAUUUCAUUUCCAUAGUUGGAUCAUACUGGAUUUGUCAAAUCUCCAGUCAAGCAAUUGCUUCUCCAUUGCUGUUGGGUCUGCAUACAGUAACAAUAGCCUUGGGUGCAGUGUAUGCUUGGUGUUAAUGGUUGUUUAUUUUUUAUUUUUUUAAUAACAAACAUGUCAUACCUGCCUCCACUGUGCAGUUAUUUUUGCACAGAGUGGCCCUGGUCCUCCUUUUCUGGGGUCCCUCAGUGGUGCUGGUGGCUCCUCUCCGCAUCGAGUGUCCAUGUUGGAGAAGACACUCCUAAGGGUUUACAAUCCCUUUAAGGUGCAGGCUACCACCCGAACCACCGGCAGCUUGCAACCUAACUACCAAUGAUGCUAGAUUGCCAGGUAAGACAGAAGAUGCAUGCUGGAGGGGGCACCGCUGAAGUGGGAACCUGCCCUGCAUCACCCAGCUGCAUAGCAUUGGAUUAUACUAUCACACACCUUCCCUUUGCUCCUCUCCACUGUAUACCAUCUUGCUUCUAUCAUUCCUGACAUACCUUCUAACUUCCAUCCAAUAUUUCACCCUCCAUUGUUCUUUCUGUUCCCAGAUAGAACACAUCUCUCUCUCUCUGGGUGGUUCUCUGUCCCUUUUCAUAGUACCAUCUUAGUGCUCACCUGUCAAUCAGAAUCAACCUUUAGUUCCUGGUUCUUCUCCAUAAUUUUUCUAAUCCUAUUUAAACUUGCUACACAGGUCUGUCAGUGUUUUUGCUGACCCACUGAUCCAGGAUAUGCUUAAAGUAGUGUUAAACGCUGUGUUUUCUUUUUUUUUAGCUUACCACAUUAGACACAAUACAAUAUCCCCCCCCCUUGCUGACAACUCCACACCUAUGCUUGGCUCUCAUUUUCAAGAGUUUCCAGGUAUGUGUACACUUGUGUAGAUGUCAGCCUACACAGCCAUGAAAAAACAGACUUGCGUUCUCUGACUCAAUCAGACCAUGCAAACCUCAAUCAGAAUCGACAAUCCUAUCACUAGGAUAUGUGUUAGUUAGCAACAGAAAUCCCCAAAACUAUAUGGAAACCAUGGCUAUCAAGGACUAGUUUGGAGAGCACCGGCUUGGAGGAAGCCAAAAGUUGAAAAAUAAAAACAUUUUUUAGAGCUAAAAUAAAUCUAUUUUCACAAAUGUAGUCUUCUUCAUGAGGGCAUUGCAAAAAUGUGCAAUUAGUAACAUCCAGUCUGCAUGAUGUAAUCGGUAUGAUUAGAUGUGAUUUGUUUACCAAAUGUUUAAUAUUUUUAUAUGUAUGGUUUUUAUUUAUGAAAUAGAAAAUAAAAAUUCCUAGCUAAA
Molecule: messenger RNA, 2740 nt
Organism: Rana temporaria (common frog)
Lineage: Eukaryota; Metazoa; Chordata; Amphibia; Anura; Ranidae
Gene: BCL2L14
Product: BCL2 like 14
Exons: 6
Coding region: 234-1061 (275 amino acids)
Biological process (GO): regulation of apoptotic process
Source: RefSeq, a predicted model, not a curated record